This is a messenger RNA of Haliotis rufescens (red abalone), 1623 nucleotides long. RefSeq names its product iduronate 2-sulfatase-like. Gene Ontology annotation, molecular function: iduronate-2-sulfatase activity. The record is from RefSeq and is a predicted model, not a curated record. NCBI's taxonomy places the organism in Eukaryota, Metazoa, Mollusca, Gastropoda, Lepetellida, Haliotidae. The coding region runs from base 57 to 1601 and encodes 514 amino acids. The transcript is spliced from 2 exons.
CCUUCCCAGUCCACCACGUCUGUGAUAGUGAAAAACAUUCACCAAAAAAGGCAGCCAUGUUGUGGCACCGCUUGACGGUUGUGCUGAUUCUAGUAAGUACACACGUCCAUUGCAAAAGGAAAAAUGUAUUAUUUCUUGUGGCAGAUGACAUGAGACCAGAUCUGGAUGUAUAUCAAGGAAGAGACUCUCCCUCCCCCGUCAGAGAGAAGGUCCACGCCCCAAACUUGAACUCUCUGGCAGGGAAGAGCCUUCUCCUCCGUCGUGCUUACGUCCAGCAGUCAGUGUGUUCUCCCAGCCGCACCUCCCUCCUCACUGGGCGCCGUCCUGACACCACCCACGUGUACGACCUUCACACCUACUGGAGGAAGGCUGCUGGCAACUUCACAACCUUACCCGAGUACUUCAAAAGACAUGGCUACAAUACCCUAGGCUUUGGGAAGAUCUUCCAUCACGGAGACGCAUCGGGAGAUAAUGAUCCAGUGUCAUGGUCGGAGCCAUGCUAUGAAACCAGACCAAAGGUGAAUAGCUUUGCUGAUGAUGGGAAUUCAUGGCGCGCGGUACCAACGUCUCUCUUAAACAGCAAUUCCCUCCAAGACACCGUCACUACAGACAUGGCAAUUCAGAAGUUGAAGUCCAUUGCACCGAAAGCUCGAUCUGGACAGGAACCCUUCUUUUUAGCAGUUGGUUAUCACAAGCCACAUCUUCCAUUUGUCUUCCCGGAGAAGUUUCUAAGCUACUACCCAGAUCAAUCCAUUCACGUACCUCCCAAUCAGUACGCCCCUCUGGACAUGCCCUCUCUCGCUUGGAUCACGUACCCAGAGCUGCGGUAUUACAAAGACAUUGCUGCUCUGAAUGCAACAGGGGCGCCCAAUACAACCCUGCCAGCCAAUGUAGUAAAGAACCUGAGACGAGCCUACUACAGCUGCAUCUCCUACAUUGAUGAGGAACUGGGAAGGGUCCUAGCAGAACUGGAACACCAAGGGCUGGCAAAUGACACAAUCAUAUCCUUCUUUGGGGACCAUGGAUGGCAGUUAGGUGAACACGGGUUGUGGACCAAACACACCAACUUCGACAUAGCUACCCAUGCCCCUAUGAUGAUACAUAUUCCCGGACUCACCGAUCAAGGAAUACCGACAGAAGAGCUUGUGGAGUUUGUGGACCUGUUCCCUACACUGGUUGAGGCAGCUGGUCUGCCGUCUCUUCACGUCUGUCCUGAAGAUUCCUCCAAGGUGGACGUGUGCACAGAAGGACAGAGCUUCCUCCCUUUGAUCGAGCAGCCCAAAACUGAUAAUUGGAAGAAGGCUGCCUUUUCCCAAUAUCCAAGACACUCCCAUGGUCGCCACAAGCUGAUGGGUUACUCGAUGACGACCGGUCGUUAUCGCUAUACCGAGUGGGUCGGAUUUGAUGCUACUCAUUACAAACCCAAGUGGUCAGUGUCUUCUGGUGCGGAGCUGUACGACCAUUAUCAGGAUCCACAAGAGAACAUCAACUUGGUUCAUGACCCUGCCCACAAAGACCUGGUGGUCAAGCUCAGCCAUCGUCUUCACGCAGGAUGGAGGCAUGAGUUGACAACUCAACAUGUACCGUCUAUUAUUGGGUAACUUUCGAGUAAUAAAUAACUGA